This is a messenger RNA of Humulus lupulus (European hop), 909 nucleotides long. RefSeq lists its product as uncharacterized. The coding region runs from base 1 to 909 and encodes 302 amino acids. The transcript is spliced from 2 exons. NCBI's taxonomy places the organism in Eukaryota, Viridiplantae, Streptophyta, Magnoliopsida, Rosales, Cannabaceae. The record is from RefSeq and is a predicted model, not a curated record.
AUGAUUGACCAUGGGUCAUCUGCCAACAUCUUGUUCAAGAGUACCUUGGAAUGGAUGAAUUUAAGCAUCAGAGAUCUGGAACCAUGUGAGAAACUACUGUAUGGAUUCACAGGGAAUGGAAUGGCCCCAACAGGAAGCAUAAGGCUGCCUUUGACAGUGGGGAUGGCACCUAAGAGCAACAGAGUAAUGGCUUUGUUCAUAGUAAUCGACAUCCCCUCUCUGUACAAUGCCAUGAUAGGCCGACCAGCCUUGUAUGACCUCCGAGCAGUUACAUUGGUCUUCCAUCUACUCGUCAAAUUCCCAACCCGGGCAGGUCCAGUCAAAGAAUUAGAAGAAGUCUCUCUUGACCCAAAGCACCCGACAAAGGUUGUCAAGUUAGGGAAAGAGUUUUCCAAGAACAUAAGAUUCGCCUUGAUCCAGUUCCUAUGGAACAACCAAGAUUUAUUUGUCUGGUCUCAUGAUGAUAUGGUGGGAAUCAACCCAGCCGUUAUAAGCCACGCCCUCAACAUUGACACCGAACACUUCAAACUCGUACAAAAAAUGAGGUUACUAAAUCCAACGAGGGAAAUUGCAUUAAAGGAGGAGGUGGAGAAGAUUCGAAAUAACAAUUUCAUUAGGGAAGCAUUCUACCCAUUAUGGGUGUCCAAUCCUGUAUUGGUACAGAAGCCUAAUAACAAGUGGAGGGUGUGCAUAGAUUUCAUAGAUUUAAAUAAAGCAUGCCCAAAGGACUACUUCCCACUUCUGAGAAUUGACCAUCUUGUAGAUUCUACAGCCGGCCAUGAAAUCUUAAACUUUAUGGAUGCCUACUUGGGGUACAACAGAUUAGCAUGCAUCCACCCGACCAGAAGCACACCAACUUUUGCACAGAUGUGGGGCUGUACUGCUAUAGAGUUAUGCCAUUCGGCCUGA